AUGCUGAGUCAGCAAAAGUGGCGCCAAGUCCAGGCUUUGCGCAAACUCCACGACGGGCACUCAGCUACGAAUGUACGCCAGCUUGGUCUGGAGCGUCUAGACGACAAGAAGAUAGAUGUGAUGUCGCUCUAUCAUGAAGCAAGCACUAUUCUGACAAACGAGAAUAGACAAGGUGGAUCACUCAAAUCUCGCGUCUUUGGCAGCCGGAAUUUGAAGAACCCUCCCGCCAAAGUUUAUGCGCUCUUGGUACAAUCGCUGAAAUGGUCCCCAAUACUGAAGGAUGUAAUCGAUCGCAGCCAGAUUCUAAGCCAUGAGAGAAAGCUUUCUCCGGCUUUAGCUGUACUCCUGGUGCACGACCUUCUCGUCUCGAGUAGUGGCAUUGCCGCGCCACGAAAUCACCCCCUUCGUGUAGCAAUUGAGAGACAUAAGGUCCGGCUAUCAGCAGAAUUCACAAGAUGCCGGAUUCGACAUGGGUUUGGGACAAUAGAAGCAUUUCGGAAACACGUUGAAAGCCAAAUUCAUGGCGCUAACCAACCCGUGACCGGCUCAUAUCCUCAUCCUAGAUGGGUUCGUGUGAAUUCGCUCCGCACAACGCUUGAGACUCAACUUGGGACGGCUUUCCAUGGCUAUCGACGUGUUGAAACUCUUUCCGAGAUUCAACAAGCAUCACCACGCGAGAAAGUACUCUAUGUCGAUCACACCGUCCCGGACUUAUUAGCACUGGCUCCGGGACAUGAUAUGACGCAGAUUGAAUCAUAUCGGAAAGGAGAGCUCAUUAUCCAGGACAAGGCGUCCUGCUUUCCUGCGUACCUUUUGAACCCUGCAACAUGCAACGGCGAUAUUAUCGAUACGUGUGCCGCCCCAGGAAAUAAAACUACGCACUUGGCAGCGCUGCUAUAUCAAACCGCUGGCCGUGGUAACGCUCGCAAAAUUUUUGCAUUUGAGCGCAACUCUCAACGCAGUCGGGUGUUGCAGACGAUGGUUGCUCGAGCAGGUGGCGACAAGUUAAUCACAGUUUUUGGCAGCAAGGAUUUCUUAAGCGUGGACUUGGAUGAUCCGGGAUUGAAAGACGUAGGUUCUCUGCUACUCGACCCGAGCUGUUCUGGCACGGGCAUUGUAGGUCGAGAUGAUGAACCAACGAUGCAUCUACCCACUUCGUGCAAGAACUCAAAUGUCAGGAAGACAGCCAAGAACCGAAAGGAUGCUCUUGCUACUCCCAACUCACUUUCAGUACAUAUCGAUGAUGAUGACGUUGGUGAUGAUGCUGAGGAAAGCGAACUGGUCACGGAUGAUGUAUCUCUUAAAGAAAGACUCCGCGCACUGUCGGCGUUCCAACUACAGCUCGUCUUACGAGCAAUGCAAUUUCCUCGGGCCUCACGUAUCACCUAUUCGACAUGCAGUAUACAUUCUGAAGAAAAUGAGCUGGUUGUUUUGAGAGCUCUUACGUCGACGAUUGCAGUGGAGCGGGGAUGGCAAAUUAUGCGGCGCGAUGAACAGCCUGCUGGUCUACGAGAAUGGCAUGUCAGAGGAGAUGUGGACUCUUGUCUUGGCUUUGAUUCGGGCCUGUCAAAAACAGCUGCAGCCGAGAUAGCAGAUGCUUGUAUCCGGUGCGAGAAAGGAACCAAGGAUGGGACAAUGGGAUUCUUCGUUGCCGGAUUUGUGCGCUGCCGAGGGAGUAUCACUUCAGGAGAACAAAGGGGAGUGAAUCCGACGGAAGCCGAUCGUCAACAUGAUUGCGAAGAGUGGACAGGUUUCAGCGAUGCAGAAAACUGAGCAGGACUAAUAACAUCAUUCCGGUCGACAUUCUAGAUAACGGAAUCUAACACGACAAAAAAAUGAAUCCUCUUUCUCCCUCACACGCAAACAAUUCGACAGAACGAAUGGGGAUGCACAGUUGUGCCGUAGGACCGCAUGUCGCCGGGUUGUGAUCUUCUCCCUCUUCCCCGCUCCGCAAUUCUUUGUCCGCAUGAUGCCGCGCAACGCUCGUCUAGACUGGAUCAGCUUUAGUCUUUGAGCGGAUCUUCCGACGAUGCUGCUUGAAUCAUGCCCAAGAGGUGAUCGAUCUCGCCUAAUGGCUCCGAGGACACUAUUCCCGUUCCAGAGGCCGAAAGAGUCUAGGCAGACGGACUGAGCACGAGGACGCAGGCCUGAAACCAUCUGAGCGAUGAUAAAUCUCCUUCUCUGUCGAUACGGAAUACAGCUGCACAAAGCCACCUUUUGUCAGCAACGGAUUCUCAAAAAACGGACGUAGCGUUCAAAACGUGGCAUUGGAAAUGUCAUGGCGGCUUUCACAGUGUGAAAUCAAAACAGCAUGCACUGGGAGCAAAGUCCACUUGAUAUUGCAAUCUCUUAGCGUGCCCUAUAGACGUAACACAAGGCGCUCAAGGCGCACGGUGCGAUCAAACGAUUCUGGGGCAGUAAAAGAAUGCGUACGUAUCAGCGGCGCGAGGCUGAAGAACCUGAAGACUUUAUCUGCACGUAUAAUUGAUCUCGGCUGUAUGUUUGUGGAAAGGGAAGAAAAAAAAGAAAAUAUAAAUAUAAAUAUAAAAGUCAAAGCAAUUGUGCGGAACCAGAGGUUCGUAGAAUCCGCACUGUUCAGACAGGUUCGGUCUGAACCAUAAAAAAAACCACAAGCGUGGUUGGUCAAAGUGUACAUUUACCGAAUGUAAUUAGGCCGUAGGUUUUUAUCCAAAUUUAAGAGGACAACAGUACGUAA
Molecule: messenger RNA, 2716 nt
Organism: Verruconis gallopava
Lineage: Eukaryota; Fungi; Ascomycota; Dothideomycetes; Venturiales; Sympoventuriaceae
Exons: 2
Coding region: 1-1773 (590 amino acids)
Biological process (GO): rRNA base methylation
Cellular component (GO): nucleolus
Molecular function (GO): methyltransferase activity
Source: RefSeq, a predicted model, not a curated record